Papaver somniferum (opium poppy) is the source of this 3962-nucleotide messenger RNA. RefSeq names its product COP1-interacting protein 7-like. The coding region runs from base 199 to 3543 and encodes 1114 amino acids. The record is from RefSeq and is a predicted model, not a curated record. Lineage: Eukaryota; Viridiplantae; Streptophyta; Magnoliopsida; Ranunculales; Papaveraceae. The transcript has 9 exons.
CUGGCACUUUCUCCCUCUCUCUAUCCAUCUCUUUCCUCCCUCUUCUCUACACAACACACAACACUACUAGUAGAGUAUAAUUUACUUCAGCUUCCAAAUUCAGAGAUUGAGUGUGAAAAAUGCUUGUAAUUUUUUCCUGAGAUUCUUAGAUCUUAAUUUCACUAGUGAAUAAGAUUUCUCACUCUAAAUUUUCUCAGUAUGGAUUCUAAUGUUCAUCUUGAUUAUGCUCUGUUUCAACUUACACCAACCAGAACCAGGUGUGAUCUGGUUGUAUUUUCUGGAAAUAAGAAUGAGAAACUUGCAUCGGGAUUAUUAGACCCAUUCAUUUCUCAUCUUAGAUAUGCUAAAGAACAGAUUCCUAAAGGAGGGUAUUCUAUUAAACUAUGUCCACCAUCUUCAAAUUCUUCAUGGUUCUCCAAAGGCACCCUUGAAAGAUUUGUGAGAUUUGUUAGUACUCCUGAAGUUCUAGAGAGGUUUGUUACAAUAGAAGCGGAGAUCUCACAAAUUGAAGUCUCCAUUCAAACCAAUGAGUCUUCAAACACAAAUGAAGGAACUGCAUCGGUGGCUGAUGGCAAUGCCAAGAAAGCAAUUGUCCCUUAUAAGCCAAAAGCUGAAUCUAAUGAGUCCACUGAUGAAGUUGCACAAGGAGAAAACUCUAAGAUUCGUCUACAACGAGUACUAGAGACUCGGAAAAAGGUGCUACGGAAAGAGCAAGCAAUGGCUUAUGCUCGUGCUUUUGUUGCUGGAUUUGAUAUGGAUUGGAUAGAUGAUCUCAUAUUGUUUUCCGAUGCUUUUGGAGCUUUGCGUUUAAGGCAAGCAUGCAAAAAAUUUAUGGAGCUCUGUGAUAAAAAGAACAAUGAUCGUUUAUGGAUGGAUGAAUUAGCAGCAGUGCAAGCUUUCACUCAGCCGGAGCUGCCAUACCUGGCAACAUCUGGAAUCAUACUUGCAGGUGAUGGUGGUCUUUCCAACGGACAACUUGACCCCAAUGGCUCUGUAGAUGCUUCAGUGUCUGAUUCCACCACAAACCAUGCAAGUGCUGACAUGAAUCAAGGUUCAGCGACAGCAAAAGCUCAAGGAACUAUGCCAUGGCCGAACCAUCCUCAGUUCAUGUACAAUUUCCAACACCCAUAUCAAGGAUAUUUCCCUGGUAUGCAGGGUAUUCCUCCUUACUAUCCAGGUAAUAAGCAUUGGUCUCCAAAUGCUGAAGAGUCUGGUCAUGAAUCGGGUAACCGCCGAAAUCGUAAAUCAUCUUCUCGGAGAAAAGAGAAAUCCCGGAAUCAAAACAUAUCUGAACCUUCAGAAGGUGAGGAGACGGAUCCCAGUGACUCCAUGUCAGGAAGCGAGGAAGAGCAUGAAAAGAAACAGUCUUCAACAGACCAAUCUCACAAGAAAAGAAGUGGGAAAAAAUCAAGAACGAUUGUUAUCCGCAACAUAAACUACGUUACUUCGAAGAGGAAUGAUGGGGACAACGAUGACUCUGACGAAUCUUCUUCAGCUGAGGAUGGCAUAGAUGGUGCUUCCCUCAAACAGCAAGUGGAGGAUGCUGUCGGAUCCUUGGAGAAACACCAUAAAUCCCGUCGUUCCAAGAAAAGAAGUGGGAAGAAGAAUCUUACCAACGGUGAAGCUGAUCAGGACCUUGGAGAUGAGUCGGUUGAAAAUAAUCUAGAGGGGGCGAAAACAAAUAAUAACUGGGACUCGUUCCAAAAUCUUCUGAUUGACAAGUUGGCCACAAAUGAGGUAGAAAAACAGCGAACUCUAGAUAUUGGGGAUGAAUGCUUAGCAAUCAAGAGCUUUGAAUCAGGAUCUGAAGUUGUUAUUGGCCAUCAAGUGGAGCCAGAAUCAGAUAAAGGAAGAAGGCAGCAGAUGGUUCCAGAUGAUUCCUUUGUUUUAAAUGAGAGAGAUUCAGGUAAUGGAAGGAGCUCGUACUUGGAAAAUUUCGAAAGUAAUGGAAGUUUUCGUCCAAAUUCUAAUAGAACGGGUUCCACCAAUGAGGAAAUGUUGUUUUCUCAUAGAAUCGAGGAUCCCAAAAUGUAUACCCGCAACACUAUGGCUGAUUCCACUGCUGACCUUUCUGUACUCAAGACUCAAAAAGGAGAAGAUUGGUUUGUUGGUAACCAAACUGAAAAGGCUAUAAGUAGGGGUUCAACCCAAGAGAGCUCCAUCUUCGAUGGUGAUCAGGCCUUGGCAGCACAAAAAUACAAGAGAGAUGAUUUUGUUGAUGAUUCAAUCAUGGUGCAAACUCGAUCAUUUGAUGAUCAGUACGAUUCUCAGUGGAGGACUGAUACGAGCAUGGACCUUACGGUACCUUCUCAAGUUGAAAUGAAUAGUCCAGAAGUUUCCGGAGAAAAACAAGGAGUAUCUGACAAAUACGAGCCCAAUGAUCUCUGCAUGAUGCUUGAACGAGAUACUGGGGUGGAGAGUGUUCGAGCAUCCUGGACUCCUGAAAUUAACUAUGAAGUUGAUAUGUCAUUUACAGAAGCUGACAAACGUAGCUCUGUGGUUGAAAAAUCUGAUGGUAUUGAAGAAAGCCUUUCUUUGAAGAAACAAGAAAAACCCACUAAAAAGGUUCCUGGUAAAGAUAUAAAAUCUAAACCGCGUGCACCUCUUUGGCAAAGUAAACAUGAGGUUUUGUCAAGGCCAAAGAAAACAUCAACGGUAAGCAGAUCAGCAGUUCAAAGGAGUAAAGCAGAGAAGGAAGAAGAGACUCGAAAGAAAAUGGAGGAAUUAGUAAUUGAACGUCAGAAGAGGAUUGCUGAAAGAAGUGCGGCUAGAGGUCUUACCGCAGCUGCAUCUAAACCUUCCGCGGUAGAGAGUAAAUCAGCAGCAACCCAAGAAACAAAAAGAUUGAGUUCGUCUAAACCAGUCAUUUCAAGUUCAACCAUUGAACGCCUAGCAUCUCCACAGGUCAAACAUAAUAAGGUAUCAUCUACUCCUCCACCAAAAUCAACUCAACCUAAAAAACAAAGCUCAAAAGUGAAUGGUGUAGUUCUUACCAACUUAUCACCGAAGAUUUCCAAGGAUGAGAACAAGAAAUUAACUACCUCUGAUAGCUUUACCACCACUGAAGACCAGAAGGAGUCAGGCCAUCCAUUCUCUGCAAUUAUUGGUCAGGAAAAUAUUUCUGAACAAUUUGAUUGCAUAAAGGUGGAAGAUCAUAAAAGAGAAACAUCUAACAUAACACCAGCCCAUCUCGAAGACAAAACUGUAAAUCAACCCUCAGAAACCAAUGGAUCCACCGAAAAACUGGAAUAUCAUUUUGCAUCAGAAACCAAAAAUUCUUUGAAUAAUAGUGCUGUCAACUUUGAGGAGAUUGGAGAAACUAAUCUAACACUUGCAGUUUCAUCUGAAAUUUCAGAAGGAGAAGUAACACAGUAUUCCGUUGAGACAGUUGUAUCUACAACCAAUGGAGUAAACUCAGACUUCACUCUAGACUCGACUCACACCAGAAAGAAAUGGAGCAGUAAUGAAAGCUCUCCUGUUGCAAAAGGUUUGAAGAAACUUCUUCUGUUUGGUCUUAAAAAUGACCUCUCUGCUACCAGUUGAUCAACUGGGGAACUUUUCCUUCAACAUUAUAUAAAAUUCGCAAUUCAAUAAUCGAAGGGGCGGGACUGAGUUCACCUACUGUGUGCUCAGGGUUCCCUAAAUCUGGCACCAACUCUGGCAGUUGGUGUUGGAAGGUGUUCAUUCAAUUAUUUAUUUUUUUUCAUAAGGUCUAGACGUCUUGCCGCCAUUCCAGAUUGUAGAAUAUAUUGCCACUUUGCCAGUUCAACAAUUGCUACCUAGGAAGGUUGCCUGUACACUUUGAACCCCCUGACAUCUUUGUCUUUCAAACUUAGUUUGUAUGUAGUUUCAAAACCUCAGUUUGUAUGUAAUUUAAAGUCAUCAUAAGUUUGUAACAAACAGUUUGUUGUUGUGAUCUAUUCUUUAUAUUGGAGUGAUUCUUUUUGCUAUGAUGUAACUAG